Plectropomus leopardus (leopard coralgrouper) is the source of this 1148-nucleotide messenger RNA. RefSeq names its product NFU1 iron-sulfur cluster scaffold homolog (S. cerevisiae) (gene nfu1). Lineage: Eukaryota; Metazoa; Chordata; Actinopteri; Perciformes; Serranidae. Gene Ontology annotation, cellular component: mitochondrion. Gene Ontology annotation, molecular function: iron ion binding; iron-sulfur cluster binding. The record is from RefSeq and is a predicted model, not a curated record. Gene Ontology annotation, biological process: iron-sulfur cluster assembly.
UAACAGACCACUUCCGCUUUUUAGGUAACCAUAACAAACAUGGCGACUUACAGGCAGGUCGGCAGGUUGUUGGGCAUUUCAGCGAGGCUUUCGCGUCCUCUUGCAGUCAGUGGAUAUCAGAGCGCCGGAUUACAUUGGCCUUCACAUAAUGCAGGUCUACCAAACAGAUGGCCACAAAACCCCCACUGGGUUGUCCCUGGAAGGACGAUGUUUGUGCAGACGCAGGACACACCGAAUCCAAACAGCCUAAAGUUUCUGCCCGGUCGUAUAGUUCUUGAAUCGGGGACGAUGAAUUUUGCCGGCCCUCGUGACGCACACUGCUCACCCUUAGCCAGACAGCUUUUUAGGAUUGAUGGAGUCAAGAGUGUCUUCCUGGGCCCCGACUUCAUCACCAUAACGAGGUCUGAUGAAAAUAUGGAGUGGAGAGUUAUCAAGCCUGACGUGUUUGCUGCCAUUAUGGACUUUUUCACCUCCGGACUUCCUGUGGUCAAUGAGGACAGCGCACCUAGCGCAGACACAGCGCCGUCAGAGGAUGACGAUGAAGUAGUCGCUAUGAUCAAAGAACUGCUGGAUACUCGAAUAAGGCCCACAGUGCAGGAGGAUGGAGGUGAUGUUGUGUAUCGGGGGUUUGAAGACGGCAUUGUUAAACUGAAGCUGCAGGGCUCUUGUACCAGUUGUCCCAGUUCAAUUGUUACGUUGAAGAGUGGAAUCCAAAACAUGCUGCAGUUUUACGUCCCCGAAGUUGAAUCAGUGGAGCAGGUGAAGGAUGAGGAUGAAGAGAAGGCUGCUCAAGCUUGAACUGCACUGCAACCACAUUAACACAUUCCUCCCUCCCUUAGCCGCCUCCUUUGAUGCAAGCCAUAGUUGCAAUAUAGUGAGCUGGUGUCAUAUCUGUGUGUGAGAACCCAUCAUCAUUCAUCCAGAUGUUACUAUUGAUUUUGUAGCUAUAUUCUCUACAAUGACAGUAUUUUAAAGCACUGGCACAGAAGAGCCCAGUCUUAGUAACUAAUGACUUUUGAGCUGAAAUAAAUGGUAUUUAUUAUUUUACACUGCUACACCUUUGAAUCAGUCACUGCUCAAAUUAGCCUUAAACAGGCUUAAAAUACAUAUACUGUAUGUAUAUAAAUAAAGUUUGUUGAAAUAUUUAA